Molecule: messenger RNA, 1392 nt
Organism: Kickxella alabastrina
Lineage: Eukaryota; Fungi; Kickxellomycota; Kickxellomycetes; Kickxellales; Kickxellaceae
Exons: 1
Coding region: 37-1347 (436 amino acids)
Source: RefSeq, a predicted model, not a curated record
AGGGGGGCGCGACUUAUUUGAUUUAUUUUACCCACUAUGGGCACGCUCAGCGCGCAAUUAGCACAUUUGUUUUACAUUGGUGAUGAGGCUUCAACCCCGAAUAUCAAGCAAUGGUCUCUCGACUUUCUAAAUUCCAAAGUCAUUCCCUGGGCGCAGCACGCAGACCUAAUAUGGCCAACAAUCGACACCAAUGACCAGGUCAAGGUUCUUGCUCAAGCACGGCAUACCUACGAGUUCAAAACACGACGAAUAUUAAGUGGCCAGAGCAAACUCAAUUGCAUAUACAGCGUCCUAGAAUCCGACUCAGACCGUAACUGCCAGUGCGCAAUCCUACAUUGCAUUAUAUGCAAUCCGCAUGCGCCAGACAUCGUGCGUGUUGCGGCAAUUCAUCAGCUCGCAAAUAGCAUACGAGAAUUGGCUGGCGCUCAUGUACUAGGAGCGUCGAGGGCGCAUGGCGCAGACACUACCAGUAUUGACGUGCUAAUUAGCGACCAAAUAACUCGACAUUUGCAGCCCCAGCGGUACUCUCGCACAAUCUCUGAUAUGAACAGUUUGCUUGCUCAUGGCUUGGUGCAGCUGUCAGUCGAGUUGCCGGAGGAUGCCGCCAGCUGCCAAUUGAAGCACAAGGUAGAGUUUUUAGCAGCUGCAAAGAAUUCAAAGACAAUUGGCCUCGGACUAGCGCUGCUUCAGACAAUGGGCGUGGCGACAAGUAGGUCUGUUUCUUUGAUUGUGCGCGAGAUAUUUUUAAACACAUGUGACGACGCGCAUGAUGCCCAGAACAGCGCCCUUUUUGCCGCCGCUUUUGGGGGUUUCAAAUACCAUCGUGCGGGUCACCAUGCUGCAUACAGCCCAAUGGCACUGCAACCAGUAGCUACAAUUAGCAAAGAGAAAUGGGAAUUGCUGCAACGGGCAGUCAUUGAAGAGUUGACCACGCACAUUUUCAUGUUACCCGACAACGAAAAAAAGGUUCGUCUUGUUAUUCCGCUGAACGCGUACUUACUUGCCGUGCUGGCCAGCCGCGACCAAGUCUUUAGACGGGAUUACAUUUUGCUGUUGGUGAACAUGAACAGCCGCAGCCAGGCGGCUGUUCUCAGAGAGUGCCUGUGUUUACAGGAUGGGGUUGCGCAGGACACAUAUGCCGGCUCCGAAGACGCUUUAGAUGCCCUUACCGACAAAUGGAAUUAUCUGUCGAACCAGCCUCAAUGCCGCUCCUUGGUUGCCGAAUUUUUGCGCGAUGAUCACAUCCGUUUUGAAAAUGAGAUGAGCGAUCUCAAAGCAAUAUCUGAUCAUCCAGUUUUCAAAAUUACCGCUGCAUUCUGGGAUUCUUUUUACCGGAAAUUGGCGUAAUAUAGAAAAAAUCGUAUGUUUAAUUUGCAAUACAUUAUUUGUUUC